GACUGGGCCGGGAAGAGCCCAAGGCGGAGGAGGAGGAGGAGGCGGAGAAGGAGGUGGAGGCGGCAGCGGAGGCGGGGCGACUCCGUUGACCGAGCUCCGCAGACUGGCAGCUGCGGCGACUCCCCCCUUUGUGUCUGGUCUGCUAGGAGCCACUGGAAGUGCUUCCCGGAGGGGUGCUGGGUGUCUCGCCGCCUCAGUGUCCACCUCCCCUUCCCAGCCAUCUACAUCCGCUCUACUGCCGUCCCCCGCCCUCGGCCCCCGACGCCCGAGCUCCUCCCGGAGCUCAGAACUGGGGGAGAACGAGGCGGCAGUGGCUUCCUUUAAAGGGGGGUGGGUGGGAGGGUUGUGGUUCGCCUACGGGAGCCAUUGACGGGAGAAGACGAGGCUUUCAUGGUGGAAUUUACCUCAAGAGAGAUCGAGUGGUAGCAAUAAAAAAAGAAAGAGGAGCGCACCCGGGAGGGGUAGAAAGGGCAGCCUCCUCCUGGCACCUCUCCUCCCUCCGCUGUCUCUGGGAGCACAGGGCCCAGCCUGCAGACCCUUCCCCUCCCCCGCUUCCCACUGCCCCUGAGCCCGCCGGAGAGACCCUCACAGGAUCGUUCCAGGAAGGCGUGGAGGCUGUGGGUUUGUCCAUGGAGACAGACACCUUUUUUGAUCCGUUGGAGGAAGAGAAUUUGGUGUUCUCGAAAUUGGAGUGAAGGAAGCACCGAAGCGAAACUCAAAGGAAUCCUGCCCCCCUGAAGUCACGGGCUGUGCGUCUCGGGCUGCCGGGAGCUGGAGCCGCCGCUGCCGCUCGCCGGGCUUCGCCUUUCCCGGCAGUCGGGAACUAGUUCUGAUCUUCGGCUCCUCCAUCGAAUCCCUGCUCUACACCCCUCUGCACCCUGGAUAUGUUUUCUCCUAGACCUGGAUAUUUUUUUGAUAUCGUGAAACUACGAGGGAAAUAACUGCGGGGCUUGCUUCUUGUCUCCCUGCUUCUCCCCACGGAUAUGCCUUCAGUUUGCGGGGCUGAGGCACCCGGUCCUAGGCGAAUGAACCCUCCAAGCCGCGUGGGAGAGAAAUGAAGGGAAUUCCUACAGCGGAAUGAAAGCUCUGCAGCUUGGUCCUCUCAUUUGCCAGUUGUCCUUUCAAACUGCAUUGUAAUACGGCCGGGUAAGUCGGACGGGAAAGAAGGCAAGCCUCCCGGCCGUGUUUCUCCGCCUGUGUUUACUUUCCAUAUUUCUUUUCUCUGCUCUCCUGCUUCUUGGCUGAACCAGGGAUGACUUCUUUGCUGCAGCGGCCCCGGCGGGUGCCCUCUCUACUGUGGACCGUCCUGUUGGUCAGCACUACGGCCGCUUCUCAGAAUCAAGAACGUCUAUGUGCAUUUAAAGAUCCUUAUCAAGACCUUGGGAUAGGUGAGAGUCGAAUCUCUCAUGAAAAUGGAACCAUAUUGUGCUCAAAAGGUAGCACCUGCUAUGGUCUCUGGGAAAAAUCAAAAGGGGACAUAAAUCUUGUAAAACAAGGAUGUUGGUCUCACAUUGGAGAUCCCCAGGAGUGUCACUAUGAAGAAUGCGUAGUAACUACCACUCCUCCCUCAAUUCAGAAUGGAACAUAUCGUUUCUGCUGCUGUAGCACAGACUUGUGUAAUGUCAACUUUACUGAGAAUUUUCCACCUCCAGAUACAACACCACUAAGUCCGCCUCAUUCAUUUAACCGAGAUGAGACAAUAAUCAUUGCUUUAGCAUCAGUCUCUGUAUUAGCUGUUUUGAUAGUUGCCUUAUACUUUGGAUACAGAAUGCUGACAGGAGACCGCAAACAAGGUCUUCACAGUAUGAACAUGAUGGAGGCAGCAGCAUCAGAGCCCUCUCUUGACCUAGAUAAUCUGAAACUUUUGGAGCUGAUUGGCCGGGGUCGAUAUGGAGCAGUAUAUAAAGGUUCCUUAGAUGAGCGUCCUGUUGCUGUAAAAGUGUUUUCCUUUGCAAACCGUCAGAAUUUUAUCAAUGAGAAGAACAUUUACAGAGUGCCUUUGAUGGAACAUGAUAGCAUUGCUCGCUUUAUAGUUGGAGAUGAGAGAGUGACUGCAGAUGGACGCAUGGAGUAUUUGCUUGUGAUGGAGUAUUAUCCCAAUGGAUCUCUAUGCAAGUAUCUUAGUCUCCAUACAAGUGACUGGGUAAGCUCUUGCCGUCUGGCUCAUUCUGUGACUAGAGGACUGGCUUAUCUUCAUACAGAAUUACCUCGAGGAGAUCAUUAUAAACCUGCAAUUUCCCAUCGAGAUUUAAACAGCAGAAAUGUUCUGGUGAAAAAUGAUGGAACCUGUGUUAUCAGUGACUUUGGGUUGUCCAUGAGGCUGACUGGAAAUAGACUGGUGCGCCCAGGGGAAGAAGAUAAUGCAGCCAUAAGUGAGGUUGGCACAAUCAGAUAUAUGGCACCAGAAGUUCUAGAAGGAGCUGUGAACCUGAGGGACUGUGAAUCAGCUUUGAAACAAGUAGACAUGUAUGCUCUUGGACUAAUCUAUUGGGAGAUAUUUAUGAGAUGCACAGACCUCUUCCCGGGUGAAUCUGUACCAGAAUACCAGAUGGCUUUUCAGACAGAAGUUGGAAACCAUCCCACAUUUGAAGAUAUGCAGGUUCUGGUGUCUAGGGAAAAACAGAGACCUAAGUUCCCAGAAGCUUGGAAAGAAAACAGCCUGGCAGUGAGAUCACUCAAGGAGACAAUAGAAGACUGUUGGGACCAGGAUGCAGAGGCUCGGCUUACUGCACAGUGUGCUGAGGAGAGGAUGGCCGAACUUAUGAUGAUAUGGGAAAGAAACAAAUCAGUGAGCCCAACAGUCAAUCCAAUGUCUACUGCUAUGCAGAAUGAGCGCAACCUUUCACAUAAUAGGCGUGUGCCAAAGAUUGGCCCUUAUCCAGAUUAUUCUUCUUCCUCAUACAUUGAAGACUCCAUCCAUCACACUGACAGCAUUGUGAAGAAUAUUUCCUCUGAGCAUUCAAUGUCCAGCACACCUUUGACUACAGGGGAAAAGAACCGAAAUUCAAUUAACUAUGAACGACAGCAAGCACAAGCUCGAAUCCCCAGCCCUGAAACAAGUGUCACCAGCCUGUCCACCAACACAACCACCACAAACACUACUGGCCUCACUCCAAGCACUGGCAUGACCACUAUAUCUGAGAUGCCAUACCCAGAUGAAACAAAUCUUCAUGCCACAAAUAUUUCACAGCCAACCCCUGUCUGCUUACAGCUGACAGAAGAAGACUUAGAGACCAAUAAGCUAGACCCAAAAGAAGUUGAUAAGAACCUCAAGGAAAGUUCUGAUGAGAAUCUUAUGGAGCAUUCUCUUAAACAGUUCAGUGGGCCAGACCCACUGAGCAGUACUAGUUCUAGCUUGCUUUACCCACUAAUAAAGCUUGCAGUAGAAGUGACUGGACAACAGGACUUCACACAGGCUGCCAAUGGCCAAGCAUGUUUAAUUCCUGAUGUCCCACCUGCUCAGCUCUAUCCUCUCCCCAAGCAACAGAACCUUCCUAAGAGACCUACUAGUUUGCCUUUAAACACCAAAAAUUCAACAAAGGAGCCCCGUCUGAAAUUUGGCAGCAAGCACAAAUCCAAUUUGAAGCAAGUAGAAACUGGAGUUGCUAAGAUGAAUACAAUUAAUGCUGUAGAACCUCAUGUGGUUACAGUCACCAUGAAUGGUGUGGCAGGUAGAAACCACAGUGUUAACUCCCAUGCUGCCACUGCUCAGUAUGCCAAUGGGGCAGUACCAUCUGGCCAGACUGCCAACACAGUGGCACUUAGGGCCCAAGAAAUGCUGCAGAAUCAAUUUAUUGGUGAGGAUACCAGGUUGAAUAUUAACUCCAGUCCUGAUGAGCAUGAACCUUUAUUGAGGCGAGAGCAACAGGCUGGCCAUGAUGAAGGUGUUCUGGAUCGUCUUGUGGACAGGAGGGAACGUCCACUGGAAGGUGGCCGAACUAAUUCUAAUAACAACAACAGUAAUCCAUGUUUAGAGCAAGAUGUUCUUGCACAGGGUGUUCCAAGCACAGUAGCAGAUCCUGGACCAUCAAAACCCAGAAGAGCACAGAGGCCUAAUUCUUUGGAUCUUUCAGCCACAAAUGUCCUUGAUGACAGUGGUUUGCAAUGUGAGUCAACACAAGAUGGUAAAACAGGAUCUGGUGAAAAGAUCAAGAAACGUGUGAAAACUCCUUAUUCUCUGAAGCGGUGGCGCCCUUCCACCUGGGUUAUCUCCACUGAACAACUGGACUGUGAGGUCAACAACAAUGGCAGUGACAGAGCAGUUCAUUCCAAAUCUAGUACCGCUGUUUACCUUGCAGAAGGAGGCACUGCUACAACCAUGGUGUCUAAAGAUAUAGGAAUGAACUGUCUGUGAAAUGUUUUCAGGCCUAUGGAGUAAAAUUAUUUUUUGCAUCAUUUAAACAUGCAGAAGACUUUUUUUUUAAACUGCUUUAUCUUUCUGUCAGUACCCCCUCCCACCCCUACAAUAAUGACUUGCUUUAAAUAGAUUUCAGCUAUGCAGAAAAUUUAGCUUAUGCUUCCAUAUUUUUUAAUUUUGUUUUUUUAAGUUUUGCACUUUUGUUUAGUCUUGCUAAAGUUAUAUUUGUCUGUUAUGACCACAGAAUUAUAUGUGUGUGUAUCAAAAGUGGUCUCAAAAUAUUUUUUUAAGAAAAAAAGCAAAAACAAUGUAUUACUGAUAAUCAGUUUGAAAUAAUUUCUAAAGGUCAUUAAAAUAGAAGCAGAUUAAGACAGGUUUGACUUCAGUGGUGUCUGGUAUCCAUAUUUUAUUUCUGGGCACAAUUAGUUUAUUUUGUAUGUUGAUAUGUUCCUAACAUAUUAUCUGUUGGACAUUCUUUUCCCUGGUGUUUGUUUGAAUGUGCAAUAGUCUGUAGGCCAUAAAUAAGCUUUCUUGUAAGCUCUCUUUCUAAUAGAGUACACAUUCUUCCAAAAUAUGAACAUUUUUCUCCUCCAUACUUCUAUCAGGUCUGCUCUAUGACAGUGAAUUUUGAGGAAGAGAAACCUGAUUUUUUGCUUCUUCUCUCCUUAUGAAAAAUGCAGAAACAAUGUCUCAAAGGGCUGUAAAGAUGGAACUACCAAACCUAAUCUGAAAUGCUUUUAACCUUCCAAAUCCUAAACAUUUCCUUCCAGGAAUUUUAAUAAACAUACUUGGUUCUGGUUUUGGAGGUUCUUAAGAGAGCAUAGAACAAAGUAGAAGUCAAAUAUUAACCUUUUUUCUUUUCUUUUAUUUUUAUAUGUAUGUUAUAUUUCAUUUUCAUUUAUUUAAGAAGCACAUUUUUAUCAGAAAACUUAUAUAGUUAUAUGGAAUUUUUAAGUAGGUAGAUGGUUAAGGCAAUAUAGUGUUAUAUUCUUUAUUCUCUGAAUAAGCAGUCAUUGACUCAAAUAAAAUGACAUUUUCUGUUUGAAAUAACUUCAAAAAUAAUCCAUAGUUUUGAACCUGUAGUGUCUUUAUAUCCUCUUCCCAAGCAAAGCCUUGUGACUGUCUGAAAAAGAUUCCUCUCCUCUUCCCAUGACCUCAAACACUGUGUGGAAAAAAUCAUUCAACUGGCAUGCCAAAUCCCUGUGAAAGGAAGGAUUGCUGCCUAACCUAUCAUCUUUGAGCAGCUAGAGACUUACCUCUCUCUUUUCAAAACUGUUUUGUUACUACUUCUAUUUUCAUAAUUUCUCCUUUUGCCAAUUUUCACAUCAUUUUUGCUAUAUGAGCAGCAUUUAUUAUUUAUAUUGGAAUAUACCUUUUAGUGAUAACGUAUCUUUCAAAUCAUACUUUUUUUAAAGCUUCUUUUGCUUCUUCAUUACUCAUAAUCAUCUCUAAAACAACCACCUCUGCAUGUUUUUUUUAAUAAAGCACUUUAUGUCAAAUAAGGGACUUUUUUUAUAAGCACAAAUUAUUUUCUAUCAAUUUGCAAACAGUGAUAAUCUUAUUUUUUACACAUUCUUGGAGUACUUAGUACUCAUUAUCUAAUUAAGUUCUAGGACUUCUCCGGGGGAUAAAAAGCUAAGAGAAAAACAAAAAUCCCCUGAAAAAUAUUUUCUUACUCAUAUUCCUCUGUCAUCAUUUAGUUAAAAACAGCCUAUAUUUCCAAAUUUGCUGUUCAAAAUACUUAGGAUUUAUAUAUAAGCCGUCUUUUGUUUGCCAUUUACUAUGAUCUUGAGUUAGAUAUUAUAGCACUUAGCUUUUUAUUCAGCUAAAUUGCUGAACAGAGUUUUGAAUUCUUAGCUAAGAUUCUUUUGUUAAUGCCCAGUAUUUCCACCUUUUAUGUUUCAUUAAACCUUAUUUUGUUUCAGACCUUUAAUAUAUGUUCAGUCUUCUGGCAUAAAAUGUUUUACAUUUAGUUAACUAUUGUAUCACAUAACAAAUUAUUCAUAUCUUUCCCAGUAAAUUUUCUCUUAGUUUCCUUGACUUUUAAUUGUAUUUCAGAACAUUAUUUUCAAAUGUCUAUAGGACAUCUUCGAAUAAAAAUAAAUGAUAGUCCUUCUUCAAAUAGAAGCAUUGAGGGUAAGUGACCACUUGAGGUCUAAUUUUUUUUCCUCACAGAGGAAGAGUUAUCUUUCAUUCCACUAUACUUUGUGUUUGGGCCAGUUGAUCUUAAGUUUUCCAACAUUUUUUGAUGUUUAGUAAUAAAAUACUUUUAAAAGUUAAUAAACCAAAUUCGAAGAACUCCUUAUAGCGUCCCAUUUAAUGCAAGAAUGUUUAAAAUAAAUAAUUUCCUUCCCCAGUUUUUUAGUAGACUCUUACAAAAAGUAGUAGAAAGUGUAGAUCAUUUUAAUAAAUUUUAAAUUGUACAUCAGACUGAUUUACUUUUAGAAUCUGUUUAUAAUAUACAAGCAAGCAAAACUACUUAAAAUACUUGCCAAUUUUAUCCAUUUAAUAAUAAAUGUUUCUUAAAGCUAAUAAUUUAUAACUGCUAAUCACAGUAUCUUGCAUGUGUAAAAAUGUGAUUACUUUCAAAUAAAAGGCUAUAAAAGAAAAAUAUUAAAUUCAUUUGUAAGAGAGUAUUACAACCUUAAAAGCAUAAUAAUAGAUAAUCAAAGUCUAAUAUUCCCUUAACUAUUGUACUUGUAUACCACAACUAAGCUAUUGAAAAAAUUUGAUUUGAAUUGUGUAUAGACAAAAAUGAUUUAAUUCGUCCUAAAAACAUUUCCCAUUUUUAAAUGCAUAAUUGGGGAGGACCCUGAUAUCAUAAAAAUGUUUUGGGAGGGUGCAGGAGUGAAAUACACUAAUUGACCAUUUGUUGUAUGCUGAGUGUUGGGUUAUACAAACACUAUCUUUUAGUCUUCAUAGCAACCAUGUAAGGAUUAUAGCCCCCUUUACUGAUGAGUAAACAGAAGCAAGGAGAAACUAAGCAGUUUGCCCUAGAUCAACAUCUGGUAACAGACAAAGAUGGAUUGUAACUUAGGUGUGCCUCUUUCCACAUCUCUCAUCCAUACCAUGUAAGCUACAUACUGUAUGACAGGAUGUAUAAUAUACUGACAUUUUGUAAGAAAUCUAGUCAUAACUCCAGCACAACUGUGGCUUGUAUAUAAGCCAAAUCUAGAUACCUUAAUGACUUUAAAAGUUAGGCAGCCAUAGAAAGUGUAUAGAUUUAUCUAUGCUGUUUGUUGCUUGAGAAAUAAUUACUAAUUUAAGAUAAAAUUCAAUCCCAUAUCUGUCAUCAUGAUCUUAAAAUCAUUCACUUCUCUUCAUUCGUAACAUUCUUAUAUUGAAUAACUAAGGUAAAGUAAAUGUUAAGGGUAAAGUGAAGGUGGCUUAUUGGAAAAGAGAUUUUUUUUCAUAAAUCGAUUCUGUACUUGAUUUGGAGGAAUUAAUUUAACAUGGACUUUUAGUUUCAUCAAUCCUUUGACUCUAUCUUGAAAAUUUCUGCUUUUAGUGACUUGAAAAUUUUACUAAUCCAGAAAACAAAUUGAGGAGGAUGUAGGAAGGAUACAAGGAUAAUGUCCUUCUAAUAAAGCAAUUUGUAUAGUUUCCUUACAUGUAUCUGCAUGUUCCAGAAAAUGUACAUUGGUUCUGAAUGUGAAAACAAAGAAAGGUAGGAACACUCAAAUAUGUGUUUCCGUGGGAAUUAACACAAAAUUUGACAAGUGUUUUUGUUUAAAAUAUUUUCAAAUUUAGCUUCUAAAGCCAAAUGAAAUAUCUGAUAGGCUGAAGCUAUUUAUUGUCCAUUCUCUGUAAACCUCUCUUUUCAAAGUCAUUUAAAGUGGAAAUAUAUUUUAAUAAACUUUUUGUUUCUUUUUUCAUAUUUUUGGAAAUGAAUAUUUCAUUGGAGGUAGUUCCUAAAAUUUGAGAUUCCUUAUAUUUCUAUACAACUUUUAAUUAUUUAUGUUGAACUUAUUACCAGUGAAGUACAGGUAAUUAUAUUAAUUAUUCAGAUUGCUUUACACAUUACUUUCUUUCUCAAGCUACUCCCUAAAGUUACAAUCAACGUUAGUUGAUUGUCUAGACCAGUUAACUCUAAAAAUUGCGUAACAUUCCCACAUAUACCCCAGAAGUCUUUUCAGACUAGGAUAUUCCUAAAUAUUCAUACCUUUUACUGUCAGUUUGCUCUUCAGUAGAUAUAAUUGCAUUUUAACUUUUAGAUUCUGAACUUUGCAAACUUUAGCCAAAACUACCUUGCAUGACCAUUCCUAAAUAUAGUCCCUGAUUAAAUAAAUCUGGCAAAUUACAGUUGAGUUCAUUACACAAAUGUUACUAUUAAAAGAAGGCCUUUUUACAGAUUGCUAGAUUAAACUAACAGAAGAAAGUGUUCUCUAGUGCACCUAAACAUUACUUUCCUUUAAUCACAUCUUAGUUUGUGUCUGACUUAUUUUAUCCCUUGGAUAUGUGACUCACAAUCUUCUGUGUCAGGAAAGUUUUUUUUCCUAUCUAUUCUGCUUCUCUCCUGUUUUCAUUUUAUACCCAUUUCUCUUAUCCAAUAGAAAAAAAGCCAGAGGCUAUCCUCUUCAACAUUGUUAUUCUUCCAUAUGCUUCAGGCUUCUCAGUCCUUGAGUCUCAGUUCUUCAGACAAAAAAAUUGUUUCAGUUCCUUUAGCAUUUUAUCCUCAGUCCUAUUUUAAUAACUUUAUAUUUAAAAACACUAAAAUUAUAUUUCAUUUAUAUUCAAGUUUAUUACUCCAGUUACUAGUUCAAUAAGAUAGAACUGAGAAUUAGGAUGUUAUCAUUUGACAAUGGAGCCAUCAAAUUGUCAGCAAAUCACUUAAUUUUUGUAUCAUCUAACAUUUUCUGUUAAAUUGUUGAGUUUUAGAUUUUAUAUUCUAAUUAGUUAUAACUAAAAAGCCAUGUAUACAGAAUUGUAUAUCAUUUAAUCUAUAUUGCAUCAAGCGUAGCAUUAUGAUUGAGUCACAUAAAACAUGUGUUUUACAUAUUUAUUUGUAUCAAAUAUUAAACACAAAGUUAACUUUCAAAAGCAAAUCCUACAAUGAUCAGGUAUUAUCUAUGAACAUUUUUGCAGACCACUUUUGAAAUACUUAUUGUUUUGAACAUAGACUAGACCAUAACAGCUUUCAUUUAACUCUUAAGUGAGUGGUUAAAGUUGAGUGUUUGUGAAUAUAAAGUAAAAUUUAGGAUUUUAUCUCAUGGCUGAUGCAUUUGAAAGUAAAUAUGUAAGAAGAAUUUAUGCUGUGUAUUAAAAUUAUGCCCCAAAAUAAAUCUAUCAUAUCUUAAAAAUUCCAAUUCUGUUAUUACUUGAUGUUUGUAGUGUUGUUAUUAAACAUAUGAUAGUCAUUUCUUAAACUUCAUUUGAAACCCAGAUUUUAAAAGCUGGGUAAGAGAGGAGGAAUCUUUAGAAACAAAUCAUAUCAUUAGAGUGUCCAGUUUAUGAUUGAAUUUUAAAGCAAAUAACUUUUAAAUUACACCAUGGUUUUUUGUUGUUUUAAAAGGUAAAAUGUUUUAUUUUUAUGUUAUGUGUACUUUAAGAUUUCAGAAACAUCUUCCUGUUUAGACUCUCUCUAAAGACAUAAUAUUACUUAAAAACUCAGGGCCCCUUUCAUCCCUUUGCACAUUGUAAAACUUCAAUUGGUAGUAAACAAGCAAUUAAAUCCAGUUGACUAUUUAAAAGUGUUGGUUGCACACAGUUCAUUUAAUGUUUCAUAUUAUAAUUUUAGUUGAUUUACAUGGACACAAUAUUAUUAAACAGAAAAACAUGCCCAGUUCUAUAAUUACUGAAGAGAGAUGGAAACGAUUCAACUACUUGGCUACAUGUAACAGCAUAUUUAGGUCUUAGAAUUGAAGCACCAUCCUCAAAUCAUUUAUGCUCUUUGGUCAAAUGGUUGUACAUGAUGGGACAAAUUAUUUUAUUUUAUUUUAUUUUUUAAUGGAAGAACUUAGUAAGGUAGUUCCUCUCAGAUAAUGUUUUCUUAGGAGGUAAUUUAACUUUAUAAAACUCUUCUAAAAGUGAAUUUUUGAGUUAUGGCUUUAAUAACAGGUUAGGUGAUUUUGAGAAGGUAACUUAUGGUAACCUAUUUAUCCCAUUGUUAGAUCCAAAUGACACUUUUCUUUAAAAGGUAAGUUUAGUUCCCAAAUUGAUAUGGUAUACACUUAAAAUCCUAGCAGUAAAGUUAUUUGUAAUGAGACUCUUCUCUCAGGCUCUCCACCUUAUUACCAAAUCCUUGUAAGUGUGGUAGGGAAACACAUUUUUAAAGAAUUUUAACAAUAAGAGAAAUCUAAAUUACUAAAAGGUGCAAUUCAAAGAUAGGUCCUAGUUUAACAUUGAAUUGCUUGGCUUUUGUGGCUUCUCUUUUUCUGGUCACAUUUAUUUAUUUAAACAGUUUUUGUAUACCUUGUUGUCAUGGAGAUUAUAUUGUAUAAGUGUUCGUAUAAGCUGGAAUCAUCCUUAAUUUUCUGUUGAUAGUUUUCAAAUGAAGAUAAGUGAAUAAUUGUAAAAUACACUAACUUCGGGUGUUGUAGCUGAACACGGAGAUGUGUAGCUGCCAUGCUUUUCUGAAUAGACAUGAGAGGUAAGCUACAGAGUAUUCAUUUCUGAGGAUGCUUUUCUGGAAUAAGAAAGGCUGAAAAAUAUUGUCAAUUCCUCAGAACCCUCUUUCUUAUUAACGGGUAUCUUUCGUUGGUGUGUUUUGCUCUUAUAUUACAGAUAAAAUAUCAUAUAUGAAUUUAUGAAUAAUUUCAGUUAUUUUGCUUUUGUAUAAGCUGUCUGAGACCUUGCUAUGCUGUAUAAGUUGUGUUUGAUGGAUCAGUGUAUAAAAUAAAUCAAAUCACUUUUCUUUUGUAUUAACUAUGGAUGCCACUAUGAAAGCUGACAUUAAGCCACUAAAGAGUUUUCUAUGAAUAAUUGUAAGUAAUGCUUUGAUAUAUAUAAACCUAAACAAAAAGAUUGUAUUGAUAUAGAGACAUUGAAGAAGGAGAUUUUAAGACAGUUCUUUAGGUUUAAAAAAGGCUUGCUGUAAAUGGUGCAUUAUUCCAUUUAUUAAAGAUCAUAUUAAUGACAACA
This is a messenger RNA of Artibeus jamaicensis (Jamaican fruit-eating bat), 11437 nucleotides long. RefSeq names its product bone morphogenetic protein receptor type 2 (gene BMPR2). Gene Ontology annotation, cellular component: signaling receptor complex; plasma membrane. Gene Ontology annotation, molecular function: ATP binding; transforming growth factor beta receptor activity. The record is from RefSeq and is a predicted model, not a curated record. The transcript is spliced from 13 exons. NCBI's taxonomy places the organism in Eukaryota, Metazoa, Chordata, Mammalia, Chiroptera, Phyllostomidae. Gene Ontology annotation, biological process: BMP signaling pathway; protein phosphorylation; cellular response to growth factor stimulus. Bases 1253 to 4354 code for a protein of 1033 amino acids.